AACCACCAAAAAGCAAACAAAAAAAGCAGUUCUGCUUUUCUUUCAGGGAUUUCACGUUUCUUGCACCUUACCUAAGCACAUCUGUAAUGCAGCAGGAGGUCUGGUUACAGUAUUGGCUGGCAUUCCUGAUAUACCUUGAAUCAAAUUAGCACAGUUAUGGGUGACAGCAGAGAUCUCCAGGUUCUCCUGGUUUUGAUGAAAGUCUGGUUUCAGGUGCAACAGAGCUAAUGCAAUGCAGGUACAAGGAUGAAUUCCUGUUUCCUGUCUCUCUGCUCUUCUGCUCCCUUCUCCCCACCAAGUACAUAUUUUCAGGCAUGGUGAACUAUGUUCAUUCUGCAUGUCUUGUGAUAACCUACCCUUAACAGCCACCACAGAUGACUCCUUUUUGGAUCACAGUCAUCACCUGCAGGCAAGGAUUUGCAAAACUUGCGUGGGGUGAAGCUGUGAGGCAGCCUACCAGACAGAGACGCAGGUCCAGGCUGUCUGGGUCUGUGUGAUCACAGAGCAAGGCAUGGAAACAGCAAAAAGCACCACCAGAGUUCCAGCUGUCUGAAAGCAGAGAUACCUGAGACCAGGCUGACAUCAGGUGCAGGUAAAAUUAGGACAGAAGGUAGCUUCAUUUCUGACAGCAACUUCUGAAGCCCUGAGAGUUUCUGUAAUCUGAGUUAAUUCACCUGGACGGAAUUUACUCUUAAACCAAUAUACAAUUUUGAGCAGAAUUUUUCUUCAUGCAAAAGUGAGGCACACCCUUCAGCAUGUUUUUAAACACAGCCUGAAAAGAUGACAACGACAGUGAAAGCUGACAAAUGACCCUGAGCUGGGGGAGGAAGAGUGGAAGUGGACAGAGUAAACAGAUCAGCCAUCAUGCUGUGAUUGGGUUAAAUUCGAGUUUAGGCAAAAUACCCCUAGCUCUUGUUUUCCCCAGUGCAAUGGGAUGCCAGAAAAUGGUAUCACGAUAAUGCAGCCCUUUCUAAAAAAGGCCACGGAGCCAGACUGCUGACCAUAUUUAGCUCUACUAAGUUGCAAUUGGCACCAGCAAGCCUUGGUUGUCACCCACUGACAUUUUGUUCAGCCCUAAAAAUGAAAACAGUUGCCUGCAAUGUUUCAAGCCAUGAGAGUCACUGAGGACUCACAGAUGGGAAAGAGAAAGAUAAGGCAAAGUAUCAAGCUCAUCAUGAUUUAGGAUCUCAAGGCCACCACAGCCAAAAGGGUUGUUCUGUGUUUCUGAGGCGGUGAGAGGUGGCAGCAAGCAGCAGCAGGGUCACAAGGGAUGUCUGCAGCCACGUGGGGUGAGCACCCACCAGGGAGGAGCAGCACCUGUCCCAUCUGCACCCCUGAACCUCACUGGCAUGGAGGAGACCUGUCCAUACUCCCCAUCAAUACGAGGUGCUCACCAUGGGAGUCCCUGUGAAAUGCUUUGAUGAGUCCGUGCCUGCAGUAAAGCUGCACUGCUCUCCUUUGCUUUGCCAGGUUUGGCUGAGGAAGGGUGCUCUGGGAGCUGUACCCUCAGGCUUACUCUUGGUGGCUGGUGGGACCUUUUCACGGUGCAGUGGAGAGAUUGAAGUUUGGGAGUCUCCUGGGGGUCCCCAGGAGGAGGGCAGGCACCUUUGCCCAGCUGCUCAAGUGUGGGCCAUCCCCACUUCCCUCUCCUUGUGUCCACCCUGCCUGGACAGAUCUGAAAACCACCACUGCUGUCUGUGCCAGCUGCUGCGUCCAGUGACAGUGGGAACUGGGUGACAAUUCCAACUGCAGAAACCACAAACUGGUGUGGGCACUAAGGGGAGUUAGGUUGUCAAGGGCAAACCUCCAUCAGAGAGCAGCAGGGAGCUGACACAGGGCUGGGGAAGGGGUUUGAUCUUUUCCUCUCAUGCAGGGGGCACAAGGUGCUGUUGGUUCUGCCUCUCCCCUUGUCUGCAAAAUAUCACUCCAGGAGUGACAGAGUUAACAAAUACAGUGGAGGAGACAGCUCUGUAAGCUGAGCUACAUGGUCACAUGCACAGGUUUUAUUUUUAACAUCCCAAAACUACUUGAUGUUUCUGCCUGGGCUUGUUCCGUGUCCUUCUGCUCUCUUCUCUUUCUUUGUGUGCAGUUCUCCCUCACCCACCUCACUUCAGCCCAGCUGAGCACAACCAGGAGAGAAGUGUUUGGUGCGUGCACAGGGACUCUAUGAUCAAGCACCGGGCCCAGAAAGCUCCCCCUGGGCAACACAGGCACUGUGAGCGAUGUUUCAGCCGGCACUGCCGCGCACCCAUUGAGAUCUCCGUGUCCUGCAUGGUGAUCAGCUGCCACCUCCACUGCGGGGCCACCUUCCACAUGUGCAAGGAGGAGGAGCACAAAUUGCUCUGCCCCUUGGAGCAGGUGUCCUGCCUCAACUCAGCCUAUGGCUGCCCUUUCUCCAUGGCCCGCUUCAAGCUGGGGAAGCACCUCCAGGUCUGCCCAGCCAGCGUUGUCUGCUGCUCGAUGGAGUGGAACCGCUGGCCAAACGUGGAUUCAGACACAACACUGCACAAGAAUAUCAUGAAAGAGACCUUGACUGAAGAGUGUCUGGACACAGCUUUGGCACUCAGAGACCAGAAGAUACUUUUCAGGGCUUUGAAAGUAGCUGAAUUAUUUCCAGAGUGGAGGAAGAAGGAUGAACUGGAAGAACUAAUGGAUCAGAUCAUGGGUGGGGAAGCAGGUGCUGUGGGAGGAGCUGCCUGUGGUUCCCAAGAGGGCAAUGACCAGUGUGAGCUUAGCCAACGUGAGCGGGAAGAUUUGGCAAAGGACAAAGAGGGAAUGGAUCUGGGGAGUUACAAAACAUGGGAGAACAUUUUCAGCAAAGAGCUUCUGGCUUGCCAGGUAACAGGCUCAGCAACGAGCACAGGACAAAAGACGGAGGAGGCGUCCAAAAAGACAGCGGCAGCUUCUCAUGCUGCCAACUCCACAGAGAAGGCAAAGGAAGGACCUGAUGGUGCAGAAGCAGGAAAGGGCCAAAAGUCUGAACAAGUAACACCGAGUAGAGAACUGAAUGGACUGGCUCCCUGGCAAGAAGGGGUCCUGGAGAGGCUGAAGAAGGAAGUCGGUGUAGCAGAUUACAACAUGUAUCUGGUCCAUCACGGGGGAAUGCUCAUCCGCUUUGGCCAGAUGGCUGCUUGCACUCCCAGAGAAAAAGAUUUUGUCUAUGGGAACUUGGAAGCCCAGGAGGUGAAGACGGUUUACACCUUCAAAGUGCCAGUGAGUUACUGUGGCAAAAGAGCACGACUAGGAGAUGCACUGGGCCACAAGAUGCCAACUUCAGACAAGUCAGUGGAUACCUCAGAACUGGGAAUAAACAUAGAAGAUCUACCUAAGACAAAUAUAGUCGAAGCCACACUGCUGUGUGCUCUGGAGAAAGAGCUGAAAGGCCAUGAGAUCUCUGAAGCAAGAGGGAUCGAUGGACUCUUUGUGGAUUUUGCGACUCAGACAUACAGCUUUCCUUUGGAGCCCUUCUCCUCCAGCGCAGUUUUAGCAGAUAUUCUGGAUGAAAACAGCCCACCAGAGCUGCACAUGGAGCUCUACACUGAAUGUGUAACCAGAAGACACAACAAAAGCAGUUCAGCUUUCACGUUCACUUGCAGUCAUUUCUUUAGGAGGGAUGAGUUCCCAUUCCACUUCAAGAAUGUGCAUGCUGAUAUCCAGUCGUGCCUGGACGGAUGGUUCCAGCACCGCUGCCCACUGGCCUACUUGGGAUGUCCUUUUGUCCAAAAUCACUUCCGCCCCGAGGGACUUAAGGCCAAGGUUAUUUACAGCAAGCCUCUCAAGACAUUUGCUAUUAAGCCAGAGGUGGACACCCUUCUUGCUGAACCAGGCAAGUGCAACUUCAUAGUGGAUAGUCGAGGGAGAAGCAAGGACUUGCUGAGCAGCCUCCCAGUGGAAGUGCUCAAGUACAUUGCAGGAUUCCUGGACAGCUUCAGUUUGUCUCAGCUAUCACAAGUGUCAGUGCUCAUGAGGGACAUCUGUGCCACUCUUCUUCAAGAGAGGGGAAUGGUCCUGCUGGUCUGGGAGAAAAAAAGAUAUUCCCACGGUGGUGCUUCUUGGAGAGCUCGCAAAAAGGUCUGGCAGUUCAGCAGCCUGUUCUCCAGAGUUCACAACUGGCAGCGCAGCGAUGUCCCAAGCAUGUCGGAGCACCUGAGGAAUUGUCCCUUCUACCAGGCGGAGCACAGGACAGACCCCGUGCUGCUGACGGGCAUGAGCGAGUCUCGGGAGCAGACUCGAAAGACUUUGGUCUCUACUUUCAAGCACAGAGUCUGAACAAGUUGCUUCCCCUCUGCCAUGCUCCCUUCAGGGCUCUGAGAUGAAGAUUUGGGGAUUCAGGUGUAGAGACUGUUGCUUCCAGCUCUCCUUUGGACGUACAAAAUUGGUUUCUCCCCAGCUGCAUUUGAAACCUCUGCAUUUUUUUCCCUACAUUAAUUUUGUUAAAGCUUCGACCACUGCUUACUAACUUCACAUGCUUUCUAUUUUCUGUUCCUGGUUUAAUACAGCAUCCUGAAGAAAGCAAUGAGGAUCUUGUUUGAAUACAGCAUUUUUACAUCCUUGAAGGGUCUAAACUGGAAAAGGGGAUCCAAUUCCAGCAGAGCAUUGAGGUUGCUCUCAGUCCAGCCCCCACACUCUGGAUCUUCAUGACUUUGAUCUUGUUUGUGCUGUCCACAAGUCCUGUGAAGUGCAAGAACAAUACUCCACACGCUCCAGGCUGAUGUGUCUUGCAGUGUUUCCUCUCACUGGAAAAUUGGAAGUGAAAUGAAGGCAUCGUGGAUAUCAGAAAGGUCAGAGCAGGGCAAAAACCUCAUGACAAGAGAAGACAGGCACCAGAAAAGGUACUGGGUUUGGAUAGAGAGAGCUGCCUCUUUGGAGGUGGUGUGAGGAGAGGCAAGAGGAGACAGGUGAAAGGGCACAGGAAUGAAAGGAGUUGGGAUGUGCUGCCCAAACCAGAGGUUUUCUGGACAGAAGCAUUUCCUUGAGAAAGACUCUGGAAGUUCCCAACUGGUGCAAUACAGUGACAUGGGGCAGAAGAUAAUUUUUAAGGGGUGAAAGGGCAAGUGACCUGCUGACAUGUAUCCUAAGUCUGGGUUGAGGGAGGGAAUUUUCUGAUGGACCUCCAACUCCCAAAACUGAGAGAGCACAGAUAAGGUGAAGUUUAUCUGAACAGUGCCUGUUAUUUUGGGAAACUGUAACUCCUUGUUGCAUUCUUAGGAAUAAAAAUUAUUAUGGUAUA
This is a messenger RNA of Zonotrichia albicollis (white-throated sparrow), 5230 nucleotides long. The record is from RefSeq and is a predicted model, not a curated record. NCBI's taxonomy places the organism in Eukaryota, Metazoa, Chordata, Aves, Passeriformes, Passerellidae.